AUGGCCCAGGGCUUAGGAGGUAGGGAGGGGGGCGCUGGAGGCAUGGCCCAGGGCUCAGGAGGUAGGGAGGAGGGCGCUGGAGGCAUGGCCCAGGGCUCAGGAGGUAGGGAGGAGGGCGCUGGAGGCAUGGCCCAUGGCUCAGGAGGUAGGGAGGAGGGCGCUGGAGGCAUGGUCCAUGGCUCAGGAGGUAGGGAGGAGGGCGCUGGAGGCAUGGCCCAUGGCUCAGGAGGAGGUAGGGAGGGGGGCGCUGGAGAUGGGGAGGGGGGUCCUGUAGUGUGGAUUGUGAGGGGUGGACGGGGAUGA
Molecule: messenger RNA, 303 nt
Organism: Closterium sp. Naga37s-1
Lineage: Eukaryota; Viridiplantae; Streptophyta; Zygnematophyceae; Desmidiales; Closteriaceae
Source: the annotation of a GenBank genome assembly